Myzus persicae (green peach aphid) is the source of this 1253-nucleotide messenger RNA. It is a transcript of the gene Etfb, whose product is annotated as electron transfer flavoprotein subunit beta. The transcript has a single exon. The coding region runs from base 342 to 1103 and encodes 253 amino acids. Gene Ontology annotation, molecular function: electron transfer activity. Gene Ontology annotation, cellular component: cytosol. The record is from RefSeq and is a predicted model, not a curated record. Lineage: Eukaryota; Metazoa; Arthropoda; Insecta; Hemiptera; Aphididae.
CAGGAAGUGAACCGCCAAGUAGGUAAUAGGUAUUGUCUAUUAAUGGAUCGUACGCGGCAGCACUCGCAGCAGCUGCUUGUCCGCUAAGGUCCUUUCGCGCGAUAAGAUCGUCUGAUAGCAAACGGUUUUGACGUAUCCGAUUGGUCCAACCGCACGUUUCCUCCUCGUCGUCCGUCAUCAACAACUUACUUCUGGCAAGUGGCAACGGUCGCGGUGGCCAGACGUACAAAUUGUCCGAAUCACUUGCUACGCAAAACUUUUCUGUCGUCAAUAAACGACAAUCAAUCAGUUAAGUAAUAUCUGGACUUUAUCGACUCAAUUAGCCCUCGACGUCGUACAUCAUGGCUCGCGUUUUGGUCGGCGUUAAACGCGUAAUCGAUUACGCGGUGAAGAUCCGCGUCAAGCCCGACAAGACUGGCGUUGUCACCGACGGCGUCAAGCACGGCCUGAACCCGUUUGACGAGAUCGCCGUCGAGGAGGCCGUCCGCCUCAAGGAGAAGAAGAUCGCGUCUGAGGUGAUCGCCGUGUCGUGCGGCCUACCCCAGGCCCAGGAGUCGCUGCGAACUGCCCUGGCGAUGGGUGCAGACCGUGCCGUCCAUGUCGAGGUGCCUCAGGCCCAGUACGAUACUCUUCUGCCGCUGCACGUGUCCAAAAUGCUGGCCAGGGUGGCAGUGGACGAGAAGGCAGACAUUGUCAUCGUUGGCAAGCAGGCCAUUGAUGACGAUUCCAACCAGACGGCUCAGAUGACUGCUGCCCUAUUGGGCUGGCCUCAGGCCACUUUCGCUUCAGAGGUGACCGUUGCUGAUGGCAAUGUGCUGGUCAAGCGAGAGGUAGACGGUGGCUUGGAGACAGUUAAAGUCAAAUUGCCAGCUGUCAUUAGCGCCGACUUGCGGCUCAAUGAGCCGCGGUAUGCUACUCUGCCCAAUAUCAUGAAGGCCAAGAAGAAGCCCAUCAAAAAGCUCACAGCCACAGAUGUCGGUGUGGACUUGGCGCCACGUCAACAAGUGUUGAGCGUAGAAGACCCGCCCACCAGACAGGCUGGUUCCAUUGUGCCUGAUGUCGACACUCUCAUCACCAAGUUGAAAGAAAAGGGUCAUUUGUAAUGCAAUGUCACCAAUACUGUUGUUUUAGUUCUUACAAAUUCUUCGUGAGGUUUUCAGCUGUUACCAAUAAUAUUUUUUCAAAAUCGAUUUUAUUUUACUUGUAAUUUAAAAGAUCAAAUAUUAAUACAAUGAACAUUUUUGUAACGGCAA